Molecule: messenger RNA, 1372 nt
Organism: Tribolium madens (black flour beetle)
Lineage: Eukaryota; Metazoa; Arthropoda; Insecta; Coleoptera; Tenebrionidae
Product: UPF0764 protein C16orf89 homolog
Exons: 5
Coding region: 299-1333 (344 amino acids)
Cellular component (GO): membrane; cytosol
Source: RefSeq, a predicted model, not a curated record
AAUCUCAAUUCCGCCGUUGUCAGGAUCAGAAUUGUUUUCAUCACUUUCUGGUCUUAAUAAAGACUUAUGGCUUCAUCAAGUGGGCCACCGUCAUGAAUACUAAUCAAGUCCUCGGGCACUUAACCAGUGUCGUACCGUUUUCUCCCCCACAUGGGCCAAUAAAAAGCCCUCAACUUAACCAAAUCCAAGCCAACAAAUUGAUCAACUAAUUCAAGUCGCGUUUUUGCCCCCACGACGACCCGCCACUGGUUUUCCCCCCUAUAUAAGACCUCCUGACACCUGGGAAUUAUUUUCAGUGAUGUGGAAACGGCUUUAUUUUGCGAUUGUGGUGGUGUGCCUCCCUGUCCUGUCAAAAAUCUCUCCCGAUCAUGUGAUCGAUAAAGUCCUGGAUAAGUUGGGACUCACCCUGGAUUAUAUCUCGCAACAGUAUGAAAUAAUCAACGUUGAUUGUUUGUUUGGGGUGGUUUUGGCCGGCGCGAUUAUUGAUGAUACCGUUAUGCAACCAGGGCCGUAUCGAGCCCAACUCAAACAACUCAAAAAUAUGACGGGGGAAAUUUUUGCCAAAACGGCCCCACUAAUGCAGGAGCAACCCAGCUGGAACUAUUACUUGCAACCUUCGAAAAUGAAAUUAAAAUUUGACCAAGUUGCCAGACAUGUGGUAGUACCGGAAUUGUGGCCUAAACCAAUCAGAUACAAGUUUGCCGAAUUUCGAAUGGCUUAUGCGCGGGAAAGUCGCGUCAAAACCCUUUUCUCCAAAAGGACUUACGAAAAUUACACUGAAGGCUUCUCAGAUCAGUGCUUAUCACUCAUUGUCAACAGCACUCUAGAUAUCAAGGGCAAAAAAUGCCGUUUGAGUCCCAAAUGUCAACUAUUUGUGGAAAAUCUCGAAAAAGGCGCUGGUUAUAUUCUGACACACAAGUUGUUACUCCUGCAAGUGGCGAGAGUGAGACAGUGCAAAAUGUCCCCCAAAAGCCUGGCCACUGCGAUCAAAAAAGUCUGCGCUGAAAUCUACACUGAAACGAUAAGUGCUGAAUAUUUCGUCGGUUUGGAGGAAAUUUUUGACUUGUUCCUCGAGCAAAGCCUCCUGUGCGGCUACGAAGGCUACGCCGACUUUCUCAAGUUUGAAUGGUUGGAAAAAAUCCUGCAAGUCCAACACGAUUCUGGUUGUUUUCCUGUUAGAGUCCAAAAUCGGAGGAGAAAAAGGGAAACUAAUGAGUUUGAAGACGGCUGUGCUGACCACACCACUGGACUUGGGGCCGCAGUUCUCAGUUUAUAUCUCAACUAUUUAAUAAAAAAUGCCGAUAAUGUAGUGCUCGCUUCUGAAUGGUUUUAAUUAUGUUUAUUCACCCACUUGAAUAAAUCAUCAAAUUGC